AGUCCAUCUUUCUCAUGAGUACAUACACAACAGGAAGUGGUAACAACAACUAAACAAAUCUGUGAAAACAAAUCUAGAGAAAAAAAAUGUAUAGCACCAGUGGAGUUCUUUUUCUCACUCUGGUUCUGAGUGCAACGCUUGUCAACGGCAUGAAAUUACCAAACACACGUUGCCUUUGCAUUGGUGCCAGAAAGGAUUCCAUUCAUCCCAAUCGAAUUGAGAAAUUGGAGGUGUUUCCUAUGAGUCCGAAGUGUGAUCAUCUUGAAAUAGUUGUUACAUUGAAAGAAACAAAUGAGAAGCUGUGUUUAAAUCCAGAUUCAAAGCAAGUGAAGAGAAUUCUGGGCAGAAUGAUCCAGAAAGGGUCAUCUACAAAGAAAUGAAGGCUUCUUGUGUGCCAGUGAUUUCAGCACCCCCUGAUUUCCCGCAGCUACCGUGCUACAAUAUACAUUUUUGCAAGAUUAAAUAAAUGAUGUUCUUUUUUCUCUGCAAUGACAUGAAGGCUUCUUGGAGUGCAGUGGUGUACCUGUUAUCUUUAUUUUCUUUAAGUUUCUGUGUAAUAAGAAAAAAAUUGUGAACUGUCUUUAAUUCUGGAAAUAUUCCACAUAAAUAUAUAUAUGGAAUACAUAAACUUGUACAUCUAAUAAAUACUGGCAAUAAACUUUUCAUUGAUCAUUUUAA
Messenger RNA from Acipenser ruthenus (sterlet), 678 nucleotides. Its product is annotated as C-X-C motif chemokine 11-1-like. Gene Ontology annotation, biological process: neutrophil chemotaxis; chemokine-mediated signaling pathway; inflammatory response. The coding region runs from base 87 to 380 and encodes 97 amino acids. The record is from RefSeq and is a predicted model, not a curated record. Gene Ontology annotation, molecular function: chemokine activity; CXCR chemokine receptor binding. The transcript is spliced from 4 exons. Gene Ontology annotation, cellular component: extracellular region. NCBI's taxonomy places the organism in Eukaryota, Metazoa, Chordata, Actinopteri, Acipenseriformes, Acipenseridae.